Molecule: messenger RNA, 783 nt
Organism: Periophthalmus magnuspinnatus
Lineage: Eukaryota; Metazoa; Chordata; Actinopteri; Gobiiformes; Gobiidae
Product: disks large homolog 1-like
Exons: 5
Coding region: 161-595 (144 amino acids)
Molecular function (GO): protein binding
Source: RefSeq, a predicted model, not a curated record
CUUAUUGCUCUUGAACUGUUCUGUCUCGUCUCACAUUUGAACUUUGGGGCAAUUUUCUAAACUCGGCUGUUUGACCUCGCUUUGUUCAGGCUCUGUGUGAUAUUUAGAGUUCGUCCUCGUCCCUGUAAAAGACUGAUUUUCUGAAGUUGACUCCUGCAGCAUGGUUCAUAAGUAUGACACAGACAGGGCUGUGGGUCUGCUCACACAGUACCAGGCCAACCUGACUGACCCAGGGGAGCAGCUGCUGAAGACCAGCGUGGCCAAAGUGUCUGCUGUUUUGGGCAGCCAACUUUUUAAAGCACUUCUAGAUAUUCAGGAGUGUUACGAGGUGACCUUGCAGCUGAAUGCAGAACAAACUGUUGUGAAAGAGGCGAACCAGCAGCAUGCGUGGGAGGAAGGGGUAGAGGAAGAGGAGGGUGUGUCUGUGGUGCGAGUGACCAGCAGGAGGAGUCCUCACAAAGUGGAGCGAGUGUCUGGCCUUGUGACGCUGUCUACAGUGGACAUACCAGAGCCCUUUGCCUGCAGGCGUUGGCUUUUCACACAAGAUCCCCUGCUACUGAAGAGGGGUUUGGGAGGGGCUCAAAAGGAGACAUAAAACUCUAUGAUAAUGAGAGUGUGAGAAAAUGGUGAGGCUACAUGGGAAGAUAGCACGUUGCUGGUUUGUGUGUCUCUUUCACUUGAAGGAAGCUGGCAUUAUGACGAGGAGGAGAGUGGGGGUGUGGAGUGGAGCAUACAGUGGGGGAGGCUACAGAGAGGCGAGGGCCGGUGCAGUGCAGAGCUCGA